CAGGAAGAUGAACAGAACUUAACUGCAUUUUAGGACUUGACUCCUGAUGGGCUGGAUUUUAUCUUGGCAGGAGUUCUUGAAGAUUCACAUAGUGAAAGAAGAAACAACCAAUGGCUUCAGAAUCCACUGUCCCAGAGCACGCAAAACAACAUCUGAUAAAGGGAAAAAGACGUCAGCAGCAGCAGCAAACUAGGUCUUCCGACGGUGAAGAUGACAUCUUUGUAUUUGAAGCAAAUGAGGCUUGGAAGGAUUUUCACAGCUCUCUUCUUCGCUUCUUUGAAGCUGGAGAGCUCUGCGAUGUUACGCUGAAGGUUGGUUCAAAGCUUAUCUCCUGCCACAAACUGGUGCUAGCUUGUGUUAUACCUUACUUCAGAGCCAUGUUUCUUUCGGAAAUGGCUGAAGCCAAGCAGACGUUGAUUGAGAUCAGGGACUUCGAUGGCGAUGCAAUAGAAGACCUAGUGAAGUUUGUGUACUCCUCCCGGCUCACUCUGACGGUGGAUAACGUCCAGCCUCUCUUGUACGCUGCUUGCAUUCUUCAGGUGGAACUGGUAGCAAAGGCAUGCUGUGAAUACAUGAAGCUGCACUUCCAUCCCUCCAACUGCCUGGCAGUCAGGGCAUUUGCAGAGAGUCACAACCGCAUAGACUUGAUGGACAUGGCCGAUCAGUAUGCUUGUGAACAUUUUACAGAAGUGGUGGAGUGCGAAGACUUUGUGAGCGUGUCACCACAGCACCUCCACAAACUCCUGUCCUCCAGUGACCUGAAUAUUGAAAAUGAAAAGCAAGUUUACAACGCUGCUAUCAAAUGGCUGCUAGCCAAUCCACAGCAUCAUGCUAUGUGGCUGGAUGAAAUACUUGCACAGGUACGGCUGCCUCUCUUGCCCAUUUGUUUCCUUAUGGGUGUUGUGGCAAAGGAAGAGAUUGUCAAGCAGAAUCUAAAAUGUAGGGAUUUGCUGGAUGAAGCAAGAAACUACCACCUUCACCUGAGCAGCAGGGCAGUGCCAGACUUUGAGUACUCCAUUCGCACAACACCAAGGAAGCAGACUGCUGGUGUGCUGUUCUGUGUUGGUGGUAGAGGUGGAUCGGGUGACCCAUUUCGCAGCAUUGAAUGUUACUCCAUCAGUAAGAACAACUGGUUCUUCGGCCCUGAAAUGAACAGCAGGAGAAGGCACGUGGGUGUGAUCUCUGUGGGAGGUAAAGUCUAUGCAGUAGGUGGACAUGAUGGAAAUGAACACUUAGGAAGCAUGGAAGUAUUUGAUCCUCUCACAAACAAGUGGAUGAUGAAGGCAUCAAUGAACACAAAAAGGAGAGGAAUUGCUCUUGCCUCCCUCGGUGGCCCCAUUUAUGCAAUAGGAGGUUUAGACGACAACACUUGCUUCAGCGAUGUGGAAAGAUACGACAUCGAUUCUGAUCGGUGGAGUGCAGUCGCCCCAAUGAACACUCCCAGGGGAGGAGUUGGCUCUGUAGCCCUUGUGAACCAUGUUUAUGCUGUGGGUGGCAAUGAUGGUGUAGCAUCUCUUUCCAGCGUGGAGAAAUACGAUCCUCAUUUGGAUAAGUGGAUAGAAGUGAAAGAGAUGGGUCAACGAAGAGCUGGCAAUGGUGUCAGCGAGCUACAUGGCUGCUUGUACGUUGUCGGUGGCUUUGAUGACAACUCUCCACUGAGCUCGGUGGAGAGGUUUGACCCACGCAGCAACAAAUGGGAAUAUGUGGCAGAGCUUACAACUCCGAGGGGUGGCGUUGGCAUAGCCACACUGAUGGGUAAAAUUUUUGCAGUUGGAGGUCAUAAUGGCAACGCGUACCUGAAUACAGUGGAAGCAUUUGAUCCCAUAGUGAAUAGGUGGGAACUCGUGGGCUCGGUGUCACACUGCAGGGCAGGGGCAGGGGUGGCUGUGUGCUCCUGUCUCAGCAGCCAGGUCCGGGACGUGGGCCAGGGAUCCAGCAAUGUUGUUGACUGCAUGUGA
Messenger RNA from Opisthocomus hoazin, 1958 nucleotides. The record is from RefSeq and is a predicted model, not a curated record. Lineage: Eukaryota; Metazoa; Chordata; Aves; Opisthocomiformes; Opisthocomidae.